This is a messenger RNA of Cercocebus atys (sooty mangabey), 8581 nucleotides long. It is a transcript of the gene MCTP2, whose product is annotated as multiple C2 domains, transmembrane 2. NCBI's taxonomy places the organism in Eukaryota, Metazoa, Chordata, Mammalia, Primates, Cercopithecidae. The record is from RefSeq and is a predicted model, not a curated record. Gene Ontology annotation, cellular component: synaptic vesicle membrane. Gene Ontology annotation, molecular function: calcium ion binding. The transcript has 15 exons. Gene Ontology annotation, biological process: regulation of neurotransmitter secretion. Bases 2274 to 3674 code for a protein of 466 amino acids.
UAUUCAAUAAUAAAGGUUUAUGAAAUAGUUAAAAUAUUCCUAUACAUAUAUUCCCAUAUAUAUGUGUGUGUAUAUAUAUAUGAAGUAAGAAGGAAUUACUCCUGUUCACCAGAGAAGAGGAUAUUUCUUUCUUUUCAAAAUUAUUUCCUCAUUUGCCCCUUCUGUUCUAUCUCACCACCUGCAAAACCUGUGUGUGUGUGUGUGUGUGUGUGUGUGUGUGUGUGUGUGUGUGUAUGUUUUGAGAGAAAAGUCACAUGGAUAUUUAUAUGGUUAGACUUUGUGUCCCUACCCAAAUCUCAUCUUGAAUUGUAAUCCCCGUAAUCCCCACUUGUCAAGGGAAAGACCAGGUGGAAGUAACUGAAUUAUGGGGGUGGUUUCCCAAUGCUGUUCUCAUGAUAGUGUGUUCUCAUGAGAUCUGAUGGCUUUAUAAGCGACUCUUUCCACUUCACUUGGUACUUCUCCUUCCUGCCACCUUGUGAAGAAGGUGCCUUGCUUCCCCUUCACCUACCACUGUGAUUAAGUUUCCUGAGGCCUCCCUAGCCACGCUGCACUGAGUCAAUUAAACCUCUUUCCUUUAUAAAUUACUGACCAGGCAGUUUUUUAUAGUGGCAUGAAAAUGAACUAAUACAGAUAUGAAGUUUGGGAAUAUGUGUUUUCUUAAAUGUAUUUUGUUUAAGGUUGCCAUAAAUGGUCAAAAUACCUAGUGUGGCAUUGUUGCGUCAUUUAUUAAGAGUCUUGGAGUGGCCUGGGUUCGAUGAGGUAAGCUGGUCUAUAAUGACUAUGGUACUGACAUACCAUUUGUUGUGAUAAAUUGUGACUAACUGGUGUCCGAGCAAAUUGGUGUCUAAAUGAUCUGGAAGAUAUAGCGAGUGACGACAGGAAUGAAUAUAUAGUGUUAGAAAUUCAUUGCUCGGCGAUGAUGCUCAGCACCAUUUACAUUCUUCAGCCCAUUUAUUUCUCCUUCAAUAAAGAAGCCUAUGCUUGUGUUAUUUCACUUAUUGAACGGACAACGUAAAUGAACUCUGCUAACUAAAUGCAGCGUGUGGAUCAUGUGGGGAUCCCAAUUCAGACAAACUAGCCAUAAAAAGGCAUGGUUGAGACCAUCAGGGAAAUGUGAAUAUGCACUGUGUAUUUAACAUGCUAGACAACUUAUGGUUAAUGCCAUUGAGUAUGAUCAUAGCGAGAUUGUUACGUAAAAACAAAUGUGGAUUUUGCUUUAAGAUAUUUCAACUGGAAAAGAAUGAAGGUAUAGGUAAAAUAACAUUUGCAAGACAGUGAAUCUGGUGAUUAAGUACAUGGAGAUUUAUUAUACUCUUCUCUUUACCUUUGUGUAUGUUUGAACAUUUACAUAGUGGAAAUUAAAAAAUGAAGUGUGACUACUCUAUUUACAACUUAUAACAGGACAUUUGCCUUUUUCCUCUAAGGUAUGUAUGAGUGGUUGUAAUAUAAUUUAGCAAAGGUAAUAAGAGUUAAGUUAUUGAACCCCUCCUGGGUCCCAGGUGCAGUGAGAUGUACUUUAUAUACUCCCUUCCCUCCCACCCCCACCCCAGGUCUGCAAAGCUCAUUUGGCCAGCUAGGCCACUGAAGGCUCUAUUUGGAGUAGUGAAUCUUACGUGGUAUGGGGCUUUUGGCAGUACCCCAAGGAAUAAAGAGAAGCGGAGACAGAUUCAAAUGUGAAAGAUAAAUUCAAAGUCAUUAUUUCUGAAUGCCCAGAGAUAUUUUGCUUCCUUGAAAAGCAAUGCUUGUUCUUGUAUAAUAUCUGUUUCCCAGAAUGCCUUUCUUCCUCUCACACUAUUAAAAUAGCUAAAGGCCCAGUUGAAGGAGUCCCUCCAAAGAGCGCAUCUGGGUGGGAGUACAGGCCAGUGCCAAAUCAAAGUGUUGCAUAUACUCAUCCUUCACUAUAUUAUUACAACUCCAAAGCUUGAGAAGGAAGUCACAUAACUGUGACAGCAGCUUUUCAAAACCAAUGAAAAAUAACACUUUUCACCAGGCAGGGAGGAAUUUUUUUUUUGUAAUCAAAUAUUGAAAGUUGGAAUUCCUAUGACCAGCAAAGUCACUCUUAGGAAUUAGAAGCAAGUUUACAUGUCAUCUUUAUUUUUUGCUUUAGUCCUCUUUGAUACGCAACCUGCGGCUCUCUGAGUCCUUGAAAAAGAACCAACUCUGGAACGGGAUUAUAAGUAUAACUUUGUUGGAAGGGAAGAAUGUCUCAGGAGGAAGCAUGACAGAGAUGUUUGUCCAGUUAAAACUGGGACAUCAGAGGUAUAAAAGUAAGGAUGGGCAUUUUGGACAUUGAAGUGUGGGGAAAGGACAGCAAAAAGCAUGAGGAGCGUCUGGGCACGUGUAAAGUGGAUAUCUCGGCACUCCCUCUGAAGCAAGCCAACUGCCUGGAGCUGCCACUGGACAGCUGUCUGGGGGCUCUCCUUAUGUUGGUCACACUUACACCCUGUGCGGGGGUCUCCAUCUCUGAUCUGUGUGUCUGCCCCUUAGCAGACCCCAGCGAAAGAAAGCAGAUUACCCAGCGAUAUUGCUUACGGAACUCCCUGAAAGAUAUGAAAGACGUCGGCAUUUUACAAGUGAAGGUUUUAAAGGCAGCAGAUCUCUUAGCAGCAGAUUUCUCAGGGAAGAGUGACCCAUUUUGCUUAUUGGAGUUAGGCAAUGACCGACUUCAGACGCAUACCGUCUACAAAAACCUCAACCCUGAAUGGAACAAAGUUUUUACAUUUCCCAUUAAAGAUAUCCAUGAUGUUUUGGAAGUGACAGUGUUUGAUGAAGAUGGAGAUAAACCCCCAGAUUUUCUUGGAAAAGUUGCCAUUCCCUUGCUGUCCAUUAGAGAUGGACAACCAAAUUGUUAUGUACUGAAGAAUAAAGAUUUAGAACAAGCUUUUAAAGGAGUUAUUUACUUAGAGAUGGAUCUUAUAUAUAAUCCGGUCAAAGCAAGUAUUAGGACGUUUACUCCCAGGGAAAAGCGCUUUGUUGAAGACAGCCGCAAGCUGUCCAAAAAGAUCUUAUCAAGAGAUGUGGACCGUGUGAAAAGAAUCACUAUGGCAAUAUGGAAUACAAUGCAAUUCCUUAAAAGCUGCUUCCAGUGGGAAUCUACGUUAAGAAGUACGAUAGCAUUCGCGGUAUUUUUGAUCACUGUCUGGAAUUUUGAGCUAUAUAUGAUCCCUUUGGCAUUGUUGCUGAUCUUUGUCUACAAUUUCAUCAGACCUGUGAAAGGCAAGGUCAGCAGCAUCCAGGACAGCCAGGAGAGCACAGACAUAGAUGACGAGGAGGAUGAAGAUGACAAGGAAUCGGAGAAAAAGGGGUUGAUCGAAAGAAUCUAUAUGGUACAGGAUAUUGUUUCAACUGUUCAAAACAUCUUGGAGGAAAUAGCUUCUUUUGGAGAAAGGAUUAAAAACACAUUUAACUGGACGGUCCCCUUCCUUUCAUCUCUGGCCUGUUUGAUUCUGGCAGCAGCCACCAUCAUUUUGUAUUUCAUUCCACUGCGGUACAUCAUUUUAAUCUGGGGCAUAAAUAAAUUUACUAAGAAGCUUCGAAAUCCCUAUUCCAUCGACAAUAACGAGCUACUAGACUUCCUCUCUAGGGUGCCAUCUGAUGUUCAAAAGGUGCAGUACGCGGAGUUGAAACUCUGCAGCGGCCACAGCCCCCUGCGGAAGAAGCGCAGUGCUCUCUAGGGCACACACUGACUUUGGACAGCAGCACCCAAUAUUGUGUUUGGUUGAUUAGACCAACAUUAUGGCUGUUUCAGUGGUACCCAAGGUGUCCUUCUGAAAUGCAUGCCCUGUGGCACCCUCUGUAUUCUUCCUCCUCCUUCACGUGCACAGACAUACAUGCAUGUGCACACACCCCCAUGCAUGGGUGUCCUAGUUGCAUAGAGGGUCAGCCCAGCAAAAAGCAACAAUCCUGAGACUGGGAAAGACUAACAUCCAUUCUGAAAUAGGAGACAACAAAGCUGCAGCCAUGGGUCUGAACACCACCUUCCUUGAGAACAGCCAGGAGCCCACUUGGAUUCAAGAGUGUCUUUGAACUUGUUUUCACACCUCCAACAGACUCUCAUUAAGAUUCAGUUAUUUCCACUCCUCAUCCCCACACUCCUUUCAGAUUAUUGUUCAUGGGCGUAAGUCUCUUCUCCGAGUUAACAAGUCUUCGGUAGCCAUCGUCUGUCCAAAUACGGUAUAUUAUUGAAAGACAUUUUUAAUAAUUACCAGAAUUAGUUCGAACCUUUAGGGCUCUUUCAGCCAUGAUUAUUAAGGAUAUGUAUGUGAAUUUUUGGGAAACCUCUCGGUGCUGGAUGGUCAACCUGCAGCGUGGUCCAUUGCUGGCCAUGGAUGCCCCAGGAAGGUCCCUAGAGAUCACUCACUUGAAAAAUGAGGCUUCCGUGAAAGUAUUUGGUUGCUUUCUGCUACCACUUCUCCUGACUUUACUUUUUGCAUAUUUUCAAAAUAUUAUAAAAUGUCAAUAUACAAUUUCAGAAAGGCAGGUGGGGGUAGGGGAGAAAUGAAUGAAUGAAUUCUCUAGGUAUUUAGAAAGAUAAGGAACUGAAGACCAAGAAACUAAUAAGGCUGCUUACCUAAUUAUUAUAAUCAUUUCAUUUGCCUGAAUGUUUUAAGGAGAAAGUAGAAAUACUUCAGCUGCCCAAAUGUAUCUUUUGUUCCUCUUAGAAGUAAAAUAAGCUACAAACAAUAAAAAUUUAUUUCAGAACCCCAUUUCUAGAAAAUACCACCCAAGAGCCCUCCUUCGACAGCAUCUGUUUCUGCAGACCUCAUCAUUCCACAGUAUUUCCCUGCCAUGUAAAAAUCCUGACUUUGUGCAUAUAUAAAAUGUAUGCAAUUAACUCUGUUUAAACGAUAUUUAAGUUUUAAAGACUGUAUUUUGUUGACACAUACUUUGUGCAGUUUUUAUAUAUGUAUGUAUUAUAAAGAAAAGUUAAGGUAAAAAGAUCUCAUUUAAUAGUGAGUUCCCUAUUUUAUUUUAUUUUAUUUUUUUGUCUCUGGGUUGUAAUUUAAUAAUCUUCAAACAAAAUGUUUACGAAAAAUGCCAAAGAUUCUAAAUCUUAUCAUCCAGUGUCUGUUUUUCUUCAUGUUGUAUCUCACUGGGUUGCUUUCUGGCUGAGCCAGAUUUCUGCAUGAUUUGAUUUACUUCAAGUUAAUGAAGCUGGCUGGAAAAGAGCCUUGCAGAAAUUAUAAAAGCUCCAGUAAAUCUCGUAGUUGUACAUACAAUAGAUACCCAAGAACCCCUUUUGUCAAACCAGUUACUCAAUCUUCUGUGUAAACAAUGCCUCAUUGUCUUGCUUCUAACUAUCAUCUAGUUUAUCACUGUCUGUCAUUUUGUAACGACCUAAGUCAGACAUUUUUAAACAGACAUGUGAGAUCUGAUCAGUCAUUUGAAUGAAAACUUUCAGCAGCAAAAUAACCCCUUAUUUAUUUAAAAGUGGAACCAAUACUUUAUUGUUGUUCUUUUGCUAUAGAAUUUCAAAAUGAAAUUAUUUGCCCGACAAGAAGGCAUCAUUAGUUAGACUUCUUUCCUCUGUAGCCCGACUGAAAUUCUCAGUGUUAAAUUUAGGACCCAAACACCAGCUGGGAUGUAAGAGCAGGACCGAAUCAACCUUGAAUAAACUGUAUAUAGAAAACAAUUGUUAGUUAAUUAAGUAGACACUGGAUGUUAAAAAGGAAUGUUAGUUGUAAGUGACAUGUUAAGAUUUAUACAAAUUGUCAAAAACUUUUAGGAAAGAUUCCAGAAUGCUUUCAAUAAAAUUUAUGGAUUAUAGAUUCACAGUAUGAUAAUUAAGUAGGGAUGCUGAAGUCUUGCCAAGUUUUCCUGGUUCUCUUCUCAAACUUUAUCCUCCCAUUUCUAGUCCUGUCUCUCGAUCUAAUAGGCAUCUACACCUCAGCAGGUCAGAAACUAAACAUCAUCUGUCUCUCCCUGUCUUCAGAACCUCGACCCUCAUAAUCUCCUUCCAGCUUCUUUGUUUGCCUUACUGGGACUGGCAUUUUCUGGGCUCGGAAUUUCUCGGUCAUCCUCUUUUUUGCUCCUCGUGCUGUUGUUCUCGCCUCCCAACUCAGAAAGCCUAGUAGGUCCAGUGUCAAUGCGUUGACCACUUCUGUUCUGAUUGCCACUACCCAAGUGGAGGCCUUCAUAACCUCUCAGAUGUCACGGCCAUGAUGCCAGUUACAUUAUGCCUAGUUAAUCUUCAUUCAGACUGGAAGGACCUCCCCCCAAUUUCUUUCUGAAUAGAUUCUACUCUCCUUCAACACUUCCAAGUCUCCUGCCCCAAAGAGGCUUGGUCCUGUGGCUGGAUGUGACUCCAACUUCCUUUUUUGUACCUUCACAUCUUUCAUAUCUUUCUGGCAUCUGCCGUACAUCAUAAGAGGCUUUGACCACUGUCCUCCACUGAAUAGCCCAUUAUAGCUAGCACCUAAUAGUUAUUCAGGAAAUAAAUACUUGUUUAACAGGCCAUGUCGUAGAGAUUAUUUUUCUUUCUCUGCCUUUUCGUGUGCUGCUUUCAGAACAGAGGACUGGGUUGGACAGAUUAGUAUGAUCUAUCCUGGAGAUUAAUUUCUUGCAUUAAGAGCUUAUUGUGUGUGAUAUUAUUUAUAAUCCCUGGCUAUGUCAAUUAUAACCUUUUAAAUUAUGUCUUAUAUUUGAAGUUCUUACCUACAUAUCAGAGGAAAAUAUAAUGUUUAUUUCCAGGUGGUAAAACAGUCUUUUGAUUCUUUUUUCUUGUACAUUAUCAUUUAACAAGUCUAUAUUGAAUGCUGAUAAUUUUCUGAAACGAAACAGACUGCAUCCCCUUGGUAGAGCCAGACAUUAAACAGAUACUUUCGAGAAACAGCAUGCCAUGCUCAGAUUUAAGUUUGAAAAAUAUUCUGGCUGCAAUGCAUAGCCUAGCAAUUUUCAAAGUUUAGAGAAGAGUUAUUAAUAUUAGUCUUUUGUAGUACUCCUGAUAAAUGAAUAACACCCCAGACUUUCAAAUAGUGGCACUGGAAAAAAAAAUAAGUAGAAUUGAGAGACGGUGAAGAGAUAAAGUGAGCAGGACUUAACAAUUGCUGGACUAUGGGAUGAGGGAGAGUAGAGUCAAGGAUGGCUCUCAGUCACCCUGUCUCCAGGUCUAGGAAGAUGGUGUUACCUUUCACUAAGGGAGAGAACUGUAAGAACUGCUGUGAGAGGGCCACAGGAGUCCAGUUUUAGCGCUGAAUCUCAGGUGCCUGAAAAGCAUCCAAAUGGGAAUGUCAGCAAGAUAAUGGAAUAUAUGGAUUUAGUUCUCAGAGAAGUAACACACUGUACUUGAUAUGUACACAAGUUAAGGGGAAACACUGCAUAUCAAAGUGAUUGAAACUAAAUGCUUCAAGAAAUUAAACCUUGAAGAACUCAACAGUCGAUGUCAUAUAUAUAAAGGCAAGUCAGUUAAGAGUGUAAAUAGAAACAGUGGUAAAUACAGAGGAGAAAAACAGUAAGCAUGGACCACUCUAGAAUUCAAUGGCAGAGCAUACUUCAAGAAAGCUGAUGUGGUCAAUAACAUCAAAUGCUGCAGAGAUCACGUAAGUACAGAAUCAUGACCUUAAUGAUGUGACAGUUUGGAAACACCCUGGCAACAAGUCAUUUCAGUGGAAUGGUAGAAAUGGAAACCACGUUUGGGUUGAGAAGUGAGUGGAUGUGAAAAUAUGGGGUCUCUGAAUGGAGGUAACCCUUGAAAAAUUCCACUGUGGAGGGGAAAGGAGAGAGAGGGCUGGAAUUUGGAAUGAAAGGAGAUAUUUGGGAUUAUUUUAGUAAGAAAGUAGAUGUGUCAUGACCUCAGUGUAAAUCUAAUAGCUGCAAAAAAAUUCUUCAUGGACAUGAGAUGGAGUUAGCCAUAUUCAUUAUUUAAAACUAUGUUCUGCACUUACACAUUGUUAGUUGGAGUGUAAAUUAGCUCAACCACUGUGGAAGACAGGGUGGGUGUUUCCUCAAAAACCUAAAGAGAGAAAUACUGUUUGACCCAGCAAUCCCAUAACUGGGUAUGUACACAAAGGAAUGUAAAUUGUUCUUCUAUAAAAACACAUGCACACACAUGUUCACUGCAACACUAUUUACAAUAGCAAAGACACUGGAUCAAUCUAAAUGCCCAUCAUUGAUAGAAUGGAUAAAGAAAAUGUGGUAGAUGUAUACCAUGGAAUACUAUGCAGCCAUAAAAAAGAAUGAGAUCAUGUCAUUUGCAGGAACAUGGAUACAGCUGGAGGCCAUUAUCCUUAGCAAACUAAUGCAGCAACAGAAAACCAAAUACCACAUGUUCUCAUUUAUAAGUAGGAGCUAAAUGAUGAGGACACAUGGAUACAUAGAAGGGAACAAAAUACACUUGGGGCUAUUGGAGGGUGAAGGGUGAAAGGAGGAAGAGGAUCAGGAAAAAUAGCGAGUACGAGGCUUAAUACAUGGGUGAUGAAAUAAUCUGUACAACAAACCCCUCUGACACAGUUUACUUAUGUAACAAACCUGCACAGGUAUCCCUGAACUUUAAAAAAAAACCUAUGUUCUAUCAAAACCUGCCUCUCAUUUAUGUAUUAGGAAUCUUAUGGCAGCAGAACAGUUGAAAAACUAAAAUAAAAAU